UGUCACAUACAUUUGUGGCGACACAACACGCUGUGUAGGUUACGUCGUACAAAAAUACAUGUAACAACCAAUUAAACGCUUUGUAAAUAUAAUUAAGUGUUUGUGAAGAUUAUCGCGUUAAUUAUUAUGCGUUAAAUAAUUUAUGAGCGGCCACCGCAGUUUGAGGUUAGUUGCCGAUCGGGUUCGGUUGACAGAUGUCAUUCGUUGGCACCUUGGCGGGAUUUUUUGAUUUAGCUCGUUGCAGUGAGUGAAGCAGUGAUGUGAUAACUUUAUAUUUUAUUUAUUAUAUGUUGACGUUUAUUUUAUUCGUUAUUGUUCUCGUUUUUGUUUUAUUUAAGUUUUUUGGGGAAGCACAGGAAUUAGAUAAUAAGAUGUCUGAGCAGCAGGAACAGACCCGCUGUUCGUCCAGUGAAAGUGAUAACUUUGAAAAAAUCGACUCGGAAGAGGCAAAGGAAAAUGACGGGAGCCCAAACUUCGUGGUCGGGGAAGAGGUGGAACAAGAGACUCCUGAUGAGGGACCAGCUCAUGAAGGAAGGGACGCCUUCCCUAAUGCACCACCGCCAAAUAUACGGCGACCGCUGACGGUGGCGCAACAGCUCGCUCUAGCGGAGAAAAGGAGUAAACUAAGGCCGUCCAUGUCCCAGGGUACCGUGAUACACAGCCAGCGGUUCCAAGAGAAAGACUUCACUGUUGCGACUCCUGAGGAAUUUGUGAGGAGGUUCCAGGGCACCAAGCCGAUUAAUAAAGUGCUGAUCGCGAACAACGGUAUCGGUGCAGUAAAAUGCAUGCGAUCUAUAAGAAGAUGGUCUUACGAGAUGUUCAAGAACGAAAGGGCUGUGAGAUUCGUCGUUAUGGUGACCCCGGAAGAUCUGAAAGCGAACGCCGAGUACAUAAAGAUGGCGGACCACUACGUGCCGGUCCCCGGUGGGUCGAACAACAAUAACUACGCGAAUGUCGAGCUUAUCGUCGAUAUUGCAAUUAGGACUCAAGUCCAGGCGGUAUGGGCCGGUUGGGGUCACGCCUCCGAGAACCCCAAGCUGCCGGAACUGCUCCAUAGAGCUGGCGUGGUCUUCAUAGGACCCCCGGAGAAGGCUAUGUGGGCUCUCGGAGACAAGAUCGCUUCGUCCAUAGUCGCUCAGACAGCUGAUAUACCUACCUUGCCUUGGAGUGGCAGCGAGUUGAAAGCCGAGUACAACAGUAAGAAGAUCAAGAUAUCUUCUGAACUCUUCGCGAGAGGAUGUGUUACCACACCAGAGCAAGGUCUCCAAGCUGCGCAGAAGAUUGGGUUCCCUGUGAUGAUCAAAGCUUCAGAGGGUGGCGGCGGUAAAGGUAUCCGUAAGGUGGAGAACCCGGAUGACUUCAGCAACAUGUUUAGACAGGUCCAAGCUGAAGUCCCAGGGUCCCCUAUAUUCGUGAUGAAGCUCGCCAAGUCCGCUCGCCACUUGGAGGUCCAACUCAUAGCCGAUCAGUACGGUAACGCUAUCUCCCUCUUCGGUCGCGACUGCUCCAUCCAGCGUCGUCAUCAGAAGAUCAUCGAGGAGGCUCCCGCCGCCAUCGCGAAGCCCGAAGUCUUCAUCGAAAUGGAAAAGGCCGCAGUCCGCCUGGCUAAGAUGGUGGGCUACGUGUCGGCGGGCACGGUGGAGUACCUGUACGAGCCGGCCACCGGCGCCUACUACUUCCUGGAGCUGAACCCGCGCCUGCAGGUGGAGCACCCCUGCACCGAGAUGGUGGCGGACGUCAACCUGCCCGCCGCGCAGCUGCAGAUCGCGAUGGGCCUGCCCCUGUACCACGUGAAGGACAUCCGCCUCCUGUACGGCGAGUCCCCGUGGGGCCUCUCGCAGAUCGAGUUCGACGAGCCCAAGCAGCGGCCCUCGCCCUGGGGACACGUCAUCGCCGCCAGGAUCACCUCCGAGAACCCCGAUGAAGGGUUCAAGCCAUCAUCAGGUACAGUCCAGGAGUUGAACUUCAGGUCCUCGAAGAACGUGUGGGGAUACUUCAGUGUGGCCGCUUCGGGAGGUCUUCACGAGUUCGCCGACUCGCAGUUCGGGCACUGCUUCUCCUGGGGCGAGACCAGGGAACAGGCUAGGGAGAACCUGGUCAUAGCCCUCAAGGAGUUGAGCAUCCGCGGCGACUUCCGCACCACAGUGGAGUACCUGAUCACCCUGCUGGAGACCGGCGCCUUCCAGAACAAUGAUAUAGACACCAGCUGGCUGGACGCGCUCAUUGCUGAGAGGGUCCAAUCCGAGAAGCCGGAUAUAAUGCUGGGCGUGAUCUGCGGCUCCAUCCUCAUAGCGGACAGCAUCAUCACCGCGCACUUCCAGGAGUUCAAGAGUGGGCUCGAGAAGGGUCAAAUCCAAGGCUCGAGUCAGCUAUCCAACUGCGUGGAAGUCGAGCUCAUCCACAGCGGGUCCAAGUACAAGGUGGCGGCGACCCGCUCCGGACCCACUUCCUACUUCCUCGCGAUGAACGGCAGCUUCAAGGAGAUGGAGGUCCACAAACUGACUGACGGUGGUACUCUACUAUCGAUCGACGGCGCGUCCUACACGACAUACCUGAAAGAUGAAGUCGACAAAUACAGAAUCGUAAUCGGUAAUCAAACUGUAGUGUUUGAUAAGGAGAAGGAUCCCUCUAAGUUGAGGGCGCCCUCUGCCGGCAAGCUGAUCAACACGCUAGUCGAGGACGGUGGACAUGUUGAUAAGGGACAGCCCUAUGCUGAAAUCGAGGUGAUGAAGAUGGUGAUGACGCUGUCAGCCCCGGAGUCUGGAAAGGUGACGUGGAACCUGAGACCUGGUGCGGUACUGGACAUGGGAUCCCUCAUGGGUACCCUGGAACUCGACGACCCAUCACUAGUGACGACGGCGCAGCCCUACAAGGGCCAGUUCCCGAUUGAAGACAACCAACAGCUCUCCGAGAAACUCAACCACGCUCACAACAAAUACAGGGCUGUGUUGGAGAAUACCUUACAAGGUUACUGCUUGCCCGAGCCGUACAACACUCCUCGUCUACGCGAAGUCGUUGAGAAGUUCAUGCAGAGUCUGAGGGACCCCUCGCUGCCUCUGCUGGAGUUACAGGAAGUCCUGUCCUCGACUUCGGGCCGUAUCCCUAUCGCCGUUGAGAAGAAGGUUCGCAAGCUGAUGGCCCUUUACGAGAGGAACAUUACCAGCGUCCUGGCGCAGUUCCCCAGCCAGCAGAUAGCUAGCGUCAUUGAUCACCAUGCAGCCUCUUUAGCUAAGAGAGCGGACAGAGAUGUGUUCUUCAUGAGCACUCAGGCGCUUGUACUGUUGGUGCAGAGAUACAGGAAUGGUAUCCGCGGCAGGAUGAAGGCGGCCGUCCACGAUCUGUUGAAGCAAUACUACCAAGUCGAGAGCCACUUCCAAUUGGGAUCAUACGACAAAUGCGUUGUGGCUCUUCGAGAACGCUACAAGGACGAUAUGCAGAUGGUUUCCAACAUCAUAUUCUCACACAACCAAGUCGCUAAGAAGAACUUAUUGGUUACCCUUCUAAUUGAUCACCUGUGGUCGAACGAGCCCGGUCUGACUGAUGAGUUGGCGACUACCCUCAACGAGCUCACCUCUCUGCACAGAGCCGAGCAUAGCCGCGUGGCGUUAAGAGCGAGACAGGUCCUCAUCGCCGCCCACCAGCCCGCCUACGAGCUCCGCCACAACCAGAUGGAGUCCAUCUUCCUCUCCGCCGUGGACAUGUACGGGCACGACUUCCAUCCCGAGAACCUUCAGAAGCUGAUCCUCUCGGAGACCUCCAUAUUCGAUAUACUUCAUGACUUCUUCUAUCACACCAACGCCGCGGUUGGUAACGCAGCUCUCGAAGUAUACGUCCGCCGCGCGUACACCUCGUACGACAUCACGUGUCUCCAGCACCUCGCGCUGUCCGGCGAGCUCGGAGUUGUGCACUUCCAGUUUAUACUGCCCACCGGACACCCUAACAGAAUCCCAAUCAGCCAAUCAGAGAUCGAGCUGGCCUCAGCCCAGGACCAGGAGGGCAUACCGGCGGAGCUGUGCACGGCGGCCAUGAGGAAGUGCCACCACCGCACCGGGGCCCUCGCCGCCUUCGAGAGCUUCGACCAGUUCGUGCAGUACGCUGAUGAGUUACUGGACCUGGUGCACGACUUCGCCAGCUCGGCGACUGUCAGGAGAGAGGAUCUGGCUGCACUACAAGAAGGCAGCGAGAGUCGUGACAGCACCAGCAUCAACGUCGGAUCUGACUUCAAGCCUAUCGAUGCUGAUAAUGAGGCCUUAUUGGAACCGAUCCACAUUCUGAUGAUCGGCGUCCGUGACUCCGGCGAGAGCGACGACAGCGCCGUGUCGCGCCGCUUCGGGAACUUCUGUCGCGCGCACAGGCACGAGCUGCACCAGAAGAGGAUCAGGAGGAUCACCUUCAUGCUGCUCAUCAAACGCCAGUUCCCCAAGUUCUUCACUUACCGUGCUCGGAACGACUUCACCGAGGACACCAUCUACCGCCACCUGGAACCGGCUUCAGCCUUCCAGCUGGAGCUGUACCGCAUGAGGAGCUACGAGCUGGAGGCCCUGCCCACCAGCAACCAGAAGAUGCACCUGUAUCUGGGCAAGGCUAAGGUGAAGAAGGGUCAAGAAGUGACAGACUACCGUUUCUUCAUCCGCUCCAUCAUCAGACACCAGGACCUCAUCACCAAGGAGGCCAGCUUCGAAUAUCUGCAGAACGAGGGAGAAAGGGUACUUCUAGAGGCCAUGGAUGAGCUGGAGGUGGCCUUCUCGCAUCCUCUGGCGAAGAGGACGGACUGCAACCACAUCUUCUUGAACUUCGGACCCACUGUCAUUAUGGAUCCCGCUAAGAUUGAAGAAUCCGUCCUGGGCAUGGUGAUGCGGUACGGUCCUCGUCUCUGGAAGCUGAGGGUGCUGCAGGCUGAGAUCAGGUUCACGUUGAGAAUCGCUCAACCGAGGCGUGGUCGUGAUCCAAACAGCAACAUGAAUGAAAGUCCCGGUGCGCCUACUAAGAACGUCAGACUCUGUCUGUCAAACGGAUCGGGAUACUCCCUGGACAUCUACUCGUAUGAGGAGGUGUCGGACCCAAGGAUUGGUGUGAUAAUGUUCCAGUCGUUUGGCCCCCGCCAGGGUCCUAUGCAUGGUCUCCCGAUAUCCACGCCCUAUGUUACUAAGGAUUACCUGCAGCAGAAGCGAUUCUUGGCGACAUCACAAGGAACGACAUACGUGUACGACAUCCCGGACAUGUUCAGACAGAUGGUGGAGAGGAGGUGGCGCGAGUGUAUCGAGGAGGGGAGCGUCGAUGGACCUCAGCCAGAUAAUGUGAUGACUCUAGUGGAGUUGGUGGUCGAGCCGGAUGGUGAGAGAAGAGUGGUCGAGGUCACCAGGUUACCCGGACAGAAUAAUGUCGGUAUGGUAGCGUGGCGUCUAACCCUCUACACGCCGGAGUGCCCCGACGGGCGCGACAUCGUGCUCAUCGCAAACGAUCUCACAUACUACAUGGGAUCGUUUGGACCCCAAGAGGAUUGGGUCUACUUUAAGGCGUCCCAAUACGCUAGGGAACUCAAGAUACCGAGGAUUUACAUAAGUGUAAACUCGGGUGCCCGUAUCGGGGUCGCCGAGGAGGUCAAAUCGGACUUCAACGUGGCCUGGCUGGACGCAGAAAGGCCGGAGAGAGGCUUCAAGUACCUGUACCUGACCCCCGAAGUGUACUCCAAGCUGGGGGCCCUGGGUUCCGUCAAGACCGAGCUGAUUGAGGAUGAAGGAGAGUCCCGGUAUAGGAUCACCGAUAUUAUUGGCAAAGAAGACGGCCUGGGUGUGGAGUGUCUCCGCGACGCCGGUCUGAUCGCCGGGGAGACCGCGCAGGCCUACGAGGAUAUUGUCACCAUAUCCAUUGUCACGUGCCGGGCCAUCGGUAUCGGAUCCUACAUAGUCAGAUUGGGGCACCGAGUGAUUCAAGUAGAAUCAUCGUACAUCAUCCUCACUGGCUACGCCGCCCUCAACAAGGUGCUAGGGCGGGCGGUGUACGCCAGCAACAACCAGUUGGGCGGAGUGCAGGUCAUGCAUCAUAAUGGAGUGUCGCAUGCCGUCGCACCUUCGGAUCUGGAAGCUGUGAGGACUGCCCUGCGAUGGCUGGCAUUCGUGCCUAAGGACAAGUUAAGCACGGUCCCGAUCCUCCGCGUGUCGGACCCGGUGGACCGGCCCGUGGAGUGGAAGCCGCCCCGCGCCGCGCACGACCCCCGCCUCAUGCUGGCCGGGGACGCCGCGAGGGCGGGAUUCUUCGACGUCGGCAGCUUCGACGAGAUCAUGCAGCCAUGGGCUCAGACUGUCAUUACUGGCCGCGCCCGCCUCGGCGGUAUCCCAGUGGGAGUCAUCGCCGUGGAGACCAGGACUGUCGAGCUGACCCAACCAGCUGACCCUGCCAACCUGGACUCCGAAGCCAAGACCUUGCAGCAGGCUGGACAGGUAUGGUUCCCCGACUCCGCCUACAAGACCGCUCAGGCCAUCAACGACUUCUCCCGCGAGAACCUGCCCAUCAUGAUCUUCGCGAACUGGCGUGGAUUCAGCGGUGGACAGAAAGACAUGUACGAACAGAUCCUGAAGUUCGGCGCGGAGAUAGUGCGGGCCCUGCGCGGGGCCACGGCCCCCGUGCUGGUGUACAUCCCGCCCGGGGCCGAGCUGCGCGGCGGGGCCUGGGCCGUGGUCGACCCCAGCGUCAACAGCCUGAGGAUGGAGAUGUACGCCGACCCUGAGGCCAGGGGUGGAGUACUAGAAGCCGAGGGUAUCGUGGAGGUGAAGUUCAAGCAGCGCGACAUCCUCAAGACGAUGCACCGCCUCGACCCUGAACUGCUGAGGACAGGAGCCAGGAUCUCAGAACUUAAGGAACAAAUCAAAGAGAUCUCGAAGGGUCUGGACCGCAGGGGGUCUGUGGACGAGAGCCUCAUCAGAACGGACGCUGGUAGAGCAGCUGAAACAAGAGUACGUGAAUUAGAAACUGAACUGCUAGCUGCGGAGAAGACAGCGAAGGCUCGUGAGAAGGAACUCAGCCCUAUAUACCAUGAGAUCGCCGUCCAAUUCGCGGAACUACACGAUACAGCCGAGCGAAUGUUAGAAAAAGGAUGUAUAUUUGAAAUCAUCCCCUGGCGUGACUCUCGUCGCUUGUUCUACUGGCGCCUGAAGCGCUUGUUGCGUCAGAACGAGCAGGAGCGGCGCGUGCAGGCGGCCGUCAAGCCGGCCGACAACAUGCAGCAGGGACCCGCCGCCGCCACGCUCAGGAGGUGGUUCACCGAGGACAGGGGCGAGACACAGUCCCACCAGUGGGAGCACGACAACGAGGCUGUCUGCAAGUGGCUGGAGGCGCAGGCGGGCGACGACAACUCCGUGCUGGAGAGGAACCUGCGCGCCAUACACCAGGACGCGCUCAUGCAGGCCGUCAACAACCUCGUGCUGGAACUCACACCAUCGCAGCGUUCGGAAUUCAUAAGAAAGCUAUCGGCGUUAGAAAUGGAACAGUGAUUUAGUUAAUUUAUUAUAAUAGGACGAACAAAUUACAUAGGGUACAUAUUUAUAUACGGGGCUAGUAGAUACGUUUAUGUUGCUGCGGAAUUAUAUUAUGCCCACUGUUGGGCAAAAUAAAGUACCAGCAGUUACACAGUUGACAUUGUUGCCCAAUGCUGGGCAAGAGAAUCCUAGUUAUUAGUGAUCGAUACCAAUAACUAAUAAGUUAUUCGCGAAAGAUAUAAAGUACCUAUAUCCAAAACAGUACCCGAAAGCGGUAUAAAAAUAUCCGAGUCCAAUCUAUCCUUAUGCCAAAUUUCAUCGAAUUCAAUCCAGCAGUUUACCCUUAUAAGCGUAACAAACAGUUCUUAAAUUGUUUAAUACUCAAAUCUGUUAAUAAUAUAAUUUUGCAGUAACAUAAACAAGCAAUCUUAUUUUAAGGUACAGAAUUAAAUUAUAUUUUAGGUUUUUUUCAAACAAAUACCAAAUAACUGAAUUUAUUUAUGUUAACUUGUUACAACACGUCGUCUGUUUAUUUAAAAUACCUGGAUACAAUAAAAAUAUGGGUCAAGUGUUAGUCGGAGUGAAUACACUGUGGGUUCCGUA
Molecule: messenger RNA, 8078 nt
Organism: Trichoplusia ni (cabbage looper)
Lineage: Eukaryota; Metazoa; Arthropoda; Insecta; Lepidoptera; Noctuidae
Gene: ACC
Product: acetyl-CoA carboxylase
Exons: 55
Coding region: 288-7490 (2400 amino acids)
Biological process (GO): fatty acid biosynthetic process
Molecular function (GO): acetyl-CoA carboxylase activity; ATP binding; metal ion binding
Source: RefSeq, a predicted model, not a curated record